Drosophila sulfurigaster albostrigata is the source of this 7177-nucleotide messenger RNA. RefSeq names its product lysine-specific demethylase 5 (gene Kdm5). The coding region runs from base 251 to 6019 and encodes 1922 amino acids. Lineage: Eukaryota; Metazoa; Arthropoda; Insecta; Diptera; Drosophilidae. The transcript is spliced from 4 exons. The record is from RefSeq and is a predicted model, not a curated record. Gene Ontology annotation, cellular component: nucleus. Gene Ontology annotation, biological process: chromatin remodeling. Gene Ontology annotation, molecular function: DNA binding; histone demethylase activity.
UUCAUCGUCGUGUGCAGUUGAAAAGGUAGUCGAGAAAGAGAUCAGUACCACAAGAAAAUAAAAAUAUACAAAUUGAGAAUACAAGAAAAUAAAUCAAAUCUAAUCAAGUGCUCUGUGCGGUGAAUAUAUUCAAUAUUUUGGGCAAAGUGCACGCAUUUAAACAGCGUGCUUGGCCCUAAUUACCUAUGACGACAAGCUGAACAAGAUCAGCAGCCGUUGCAGCAGUACAUUUAAUUCAAAACACAGCCAGAUGUCCGGCAAAGCCGAGGCGGACAGUAGCCAAGUCGCCAACGCUGGCGGCGGCAGCGGCCAAGGCAGCAACUCCAAUGGCACCGUGACACCAGCGCGACGCCUGCGCACACGCAACUCAACUGGAAGUGGCAGCGAGUCGGCCAAGAAGAGCCAUAGCCACAAUAAUAAUAACAACAACAGCAACAAUAACAAUAACGAGGCUGCAGCGGCAAGCAAUGAAGGAUCAUCCAUAACCACAACAACAUCAUCGACGCCAGUAACUGCUGCAUCUGCAUCAUUAGCAGCACCUAGUUCCGUGGAACGUCCAAUGCCCAGCGUGCCGAUGAAUCAUGCCAGCAGCAGUGUCUCGGCCAGCAAGAAGUAUCAUAACAGUUGUCCACAUCCGACGCCAUCGGUGCACAAGAAGUCGCUGCACACGAAGCCGCACAGCACCAACAAAUUCGAUCAGAGCAAGAAUGAGGAAUUCCACUUUGAUACACCGCCCGAGUGUCCAGUGUUUCGACCCACAGCCGAAGAGUUUAAGAAUCCCCUCGCCUACAUCAGCAAGAUACGCUCUGUUGCUGAGAAGUGUGGUAUUGCCAAAAUCUUGCCACCGGAGAAAUGGUCGCCGCCAUUUGCCGUCGAUGUGGACAAACUGCAGUUUGUGCCGCGCGUGCAGCGACUCAAUGAGCUGGAGGCCAAGACGCGUGUCAAGUUGAAUUUCUUGGAUCAAAUUGCCAAAUUCUGGGAACUGCAGGGUUCCUCAUUAAAAAUACCAAUGGUGGAGCGCAAGGCAUUGGAUUUGUAUACGUUGCAUCGCAUUGUGCACGAAGAGGGCGGCAUGGAGCAGACCACCAAGGAGCGCAAAUGGGCAAAGGUGGCUAAUCGCAUGCAGUAUCCAUCCAGCAAAAGUGUUGGCGCCACCCUCAAGGCGCACUAUGAACGCAUAUUACAUCCCUUUGAGGUGUACACAUCUGGCAAAGUGCUGGGACCUGGAGGUGCGGCUGCAGGUGGUUCUGCUGUGGGUGGCACGCCCGUCAAGCUGGAGGAUUGCGGUACUGAUUACAAGGCACACGAGAUACCCACACGCCAACAGAUUGCACCGCCCAAUGAGAACAAUACACGUCGCUCCAAGCGUUUUGGCAAUUCAAAUGCCAGCUGCGGUUUGGUCGGUCAGGCCGGUAAACCUGGUGCAGCUGGCCCUGGAGGAGUCACCAUCAAGACCGAGACCAAGGAGGAUUUCAAACGGGAUCUUCUUAGCAGCUUCAAUGCCGUCAAUUCAACUGGAACUGGCGGCGCUAAUCAAGCAGGAGGUGCUGUUGCCACUCCGAAUACACGUGCCACGCAAAAGAAGGCGAGCACAGAACCACAGCAACAGCUGCUCAUUGAUCCACUGAUGAAGUACAUCUGUCAUAUUUGCAAUCGUGGCGAUGUUGAGGCCUCCAUGCUGCUGUGCGAUGGCUGCGACGAUAGCUAUCACACUUUCUGCUUGUUGCCACCACUAAGCAGCAUACCAAAAGGUGAAUGGCUCUGUCCGCGUUGCGUUGUGGAGGAAGUGAGCAAGCCGCAAGAGGCCUUUGGCUUCGAGCAGGCGGAACGUGAGUACACAUUGCAGGAGUUUGGCCAAAUGGCCGAUCAGUUUAAGCAGGAAUAUUUCCGCAAACCGGUGCACUUGGUGCCCACCGAGCAGGUGGAGCGCGAAUUCUGGCGCAUUGUCUCGUCCAUCGACGAGGAUGUGACCGUGGAGUAUGGCGCCGAUUUGCAUACCAUGGAUCAUGGUUCUGGUUUUCCAACACGCAGCUCUCUCUAUUUGCUGCCUGGGGAUCAGGAGUACGCCGAAUCCAGUUGGAAUUUAAAUAAUCUACCACUGCUGGAGGAUUCAAUAUUGGGGCACAUUAAUGCCGAUAUUAGCGGCAUGAAUGCGCCCUGGAUGUAUGUGGGCAUGUGCUUUGCGGCAUUUUGCUGGCACAAUGAGGAUCAUUGGAGCUAUUCGAUUAACUAUUUGCAUUGGGGCGAACCAAAGACCUGGUACGGUGUUCCCGGCUCGUGUGCCGAACAGUUUGAAGAGACCAUGAAGCGUGCAGCGCCCGAAUUGUUCUCCUCGCAACCAGAUUUAUUGCAUCAACUGGUAACGAUUAUGAAUCCCAACAUCUUGAUGAACAAUGGGGUGCCCGUGUAUCGCACCGAUCAGCAUGCCGGCGAGUUUGUGAUCACCUUUCCGCGUGCUUAUCAUGCCGGCUUCAAUCAAGGCUACAAUUUCGCCGAGGCCGUUAACUUUGCGCCCGCCGAUUGGUUGAAAAUGGGACGCGAGUGCGUCAAUCAUUAUUCGAUGCUUCGACGCUUUUGCGUUUUCUCACAUGACGAACUCGUCUGCAAGAUGGCUUUGGAGCCGGCCAAACUGACAUUUGGCAUUGCCACCGCCUGCUACAUUGAUAUGGCCGAAAUGGUGGACACCGAGAAGAAACUGCGCAAAUCCCUCUUGGAGUGGGGCGUCACACGAGCAGAAAGACGCGCCUUUGAGCUGGUCAACGAUGAUGAACGUCAUUGUCAGGAGUGUAACACCACAUGCUUCCUCUCGGCCGUGGCCUGCGAGUGCAAUGACAAGCUGAUUGUCUGUCUGCGCCAUUACACAGUGCUCUGUGGUUGUGCGCCAGAGAAGCAUACGCUCAUCUAUCGCUAUACGUUGGACGAGAUGCCAUUGAUGCUGCAAAAGCUGAAAGUGAAGGCGCAUAGCUUUGAGCGUUGGUUAUCGCGUUGUCGCGAUAUUGUCGAUGCCAAGGGACCGACAUCGGUGACGCUCUCCGAACUCCAGGAGUUGUGCAAGGAGGCGGACAACAAGAAGUUUCCACCUUCGUUGCUUAUCGAUCGAUUAAAUGCCGCUGCAAUUGAGGCAGAGAAAUGCGUUACAGUCAUACAACAGCUGGGCAUCAAUAAGGUGCGUACGCGCUCAGAUCACAAUCAGGAGGCGGCACAAUACAAACUAACCAUGGAGGAGUUAGAGCUAUUUGUACAGGAGAUUGACAAUCUAUGCUGCAUCAUCGAUGAGGGCGCCUCGGUGCGUGAACUACUGCUGCUGGGUCGACAAUUUGUGGAGCGUGCCGAGGCACAGCUGCAACUCUCACUGGAGGCACUCGAGGAGAACGAUCUGGAGACUCUGAUAAAUGAGGGCAGCUCGUUGCGCAUAGAGUUGCAGCAACUGGAUCAUUUGCAGAAGCGACUCAAGCAGUGCAAAUGGUACAAGCGGUCGCAGGGUUUACGCGAGACAAGCUCCAAAUUGACCUACAACGAUGUCAAGACGUUGCUGCACACAGCUGCCGCAGAUUUGGAUCCUACGGAUCCGUAUGUAGAUCGUGAGAUGCGCAAAUUGCAGCACAUUGGUGCGGCAAUCGAAGCAUGGGAAUCGCAGGCAGCCAAAUAUUUCCGACGACUCAAUCAACAGCACGAACUAACCGAGAUUGAGCAAUUUCUGAAGUCGGCCACCGACAUCAAUGGACAAGUGCCAUCGCAUGGCUUGCUCAAGGACGCAUUGCGUAAGGCACGCGAAUGGCUGCGCUCAGUGGAGCAAUUGCAGCAGAACAAUCAUGUGACCUACUGUCACACGCUGGAGGCGAUGAUUGAGCGCGGUUUAAGCAUACCGCUGCAGCUGGAGGAGCUUAGCCGGAUGCAGGGCCAUUUAAAUAGCGCGCAUCAGUGGAAGGAGAAUACGGCACAAGCCUUUUUAAAGAAGGGCACAUUCUAUACACUUCUAGAGGUGCUGAUGCCGCGCGCAGAUGCCAUUAACAUUGACUCGGAUCUCAAGCCGCGUUUCCAAGAUGAUUUCCUCAAGGAUAAGAAUCCCGCCGAAAUUGUGGCCAGCUUCAAGCAUGCCGAGGAGCAAGAGUUGCGUGACAUGCGCGACUUACGGCGCCAGAAUAUGUCCAAGAAUAUGCUGCGCGAUAUGUUUUGUCUCUGCAAAUCGGAAUUUCGUGGCCUCAUGCACAAUUGUCAGUUGUGCCGCGACUGGUUCCACGAUGAUUGCGUGCCUCCACCGCCAACAGCACACACGCUAGUUCUGCCACAACAGCAGAAUGGUGGUGGAGCAGUCAACGGUGGUGGUGUGAGUACAAUGCCGGUGCAACCAAAGUGGUUGUGUCCGAGUUGUGUGCGCUCAAAGCGACCGCGUUUGGAGACCAUCUUGCCGCUGCUGGUGCAACUGCAACAGCUGCCCAUGCGUCUGCCUGAGGAUGAAGCGCUGCGUUGCUUGGCCGAGCGUGCAAUGAACUGGCAGGAUCGUGCACGCAAAGCACUGAGCAGUCCCGAUGUUAGCGCCGCCUUGGAAGCCAUUCUCAGCCAACAACAACUGCAGCAGCAGCAAAAGCGUCGUUGCGAAAGCAACAGCAACAAUAGUGCCGUCCUUGGGCUGGGCAACAUAAACAGUCCACGAAAGCCGCGACGAGGACACAAUUCUUCGUCAAAGCUGGAUAACAAUGCAACAACAACGCCACGCUCUGAAUCGGAUGCGGAGGAUGCAGAUGAUGUGGAUGACGACGAUGAUGAUGAUGAGUGCCGGCUGCGCAUUGUUGAGGAUGGCUAUAGCAACGAUGAGGACGACCAACUGCAGCAGCGACUGGCGACGAGUAAUGCACAAAGCGGCAACAACAAUAACAGUAACAACAGCAGCAGCAACAGCACUGAUCUCUUGAAACUACUCUCCGACAGCGAAAUUGAGAAUCUGCUCGAGUUGAUGAUGGAGGGUGAUUUGCUGGAAGUGUCGUUGGACGAGACGCAAGAGUUGUGGCGUAUUUUGGAAACGAUGCCGCCAUCGAAGCUGCAGGCAGAGGCCAAAGCCCGUGUGCUGCAGCAUUUGCAACAACAGCAGCAGCAACGACAACAGCAACAGCAGCAACAACCCUCCUCUACAACAAUCACACCCAACAACACAGUAGCCUCCUCAUCCAGCAUACACAGCGGAGCCGAAGAUUCCAAUGACAGUCUGCUAGUGCAAAAUAGUCCAAGUCCUGGCACUGGCAGUGGCAAUGGCGGUAAUGCUGGUAACGUCCAUGGCGGGGCACGCAGCAAGAAGCGGCGCUCCAAUGAUGCUAGCAGUGGCAAUGCUGCAGUGCCGCGCAAGAAACAGAACACACCGAAACAGACGCCGGGCAAGAAGUCAGCAACACUGCGGAAAAGUGACAGCAAGGCGAGCACAUCGCCUGGUGUCGAUGCGGAUGCGGAAAACAAGCAGGCGAAUGGUGGCAACACCACAGCAGCAGCUGCUGCAACUGGGGCAGCGGGCGGAGCGGCGGCGGUAGCGAAUACGCCAACGCCCGCGGCAGCGGGGCAUAAAAAACGUAAGCGCACCACAACCACUAACAACAAUAACAACAACACCAGCAGCAAUAGUAAUGCAGCGAGCAACGCGAAUCCAACAGGAGGCAGCAACAACACGCCAGCAGGCGGCGGUGGGCAAAAGAAGCAUGCGCAACGCACACAGCAAACCGCGCAGGAAGACGACGAGGAGGAGUGCCGAGCGGAGAAUUGCCAUAAGCCGACGGGGCGAGAAGUGGACUGGGUGCAAUGCGAUGGUGGCUGCAAUGAGUGGUUUCACAUGUAUUGUGUGGGUCUGAAUCGCAGUCAGAUUAAAGCAGACGACGACUACAUUUGCAUACGCUGUUCCAAGACUGUGAGUGUGGGCGUGGCCGGCAGCAGCGGCAGCGCCAGUUUAACCGUAACAACUACAACAACCAGCAGCCUCACAUUGAGCACAACGACGACGCCAGCCAAGCAGCGGGCAGCGCAGUCGGCACGGUAGACAGUGAGUGAGCGAACGAGAGAGAGAUCGCAAGCAAAAUAUAAAAUAAACAUCAAUUUGACAAAGGUUGGCAGCUCCCUCGAUUAAAGCUUGCGAUUAAUCGAUAAACUGCAGUCGCAGUGUCUAUACACAUUACCCCCCAACACACACACACAUACAAGAGAACAGACCCCCACACACAUGAGGAAAGCCGACAUGGAAACACACGCAUUGUUGUUGUGCUAACGGUAUUUACUAUGUUUUAGUAAAACAAAACAAAAGAAAAAUUAAAACAGUCACUUGAACGUUUUUUUGUAGUACAUAUUUACUAAUUAUUACUAUUAUUAUGCAACGCAAACGUAUUUCAAAACACAAUUAUGAAAACAAAACCAAUCACACACACCGACACACUUGAAAAGUAAACAAGUGACAAUUCAACUGUAAAUGCAAAAUAUAAACAGAUUUUGUGGUCACGAUAAACAACAUUUUACGUUCGUUAAACGUUCUUUUAUAUAAUAUACAUAUAUAUAUAUAUACCAUAAGCACACAUCAUAAAUAUGUGUGUAUUUUUAGAUAUAUAUAAUUACCAUUACCUGCUAUUAUUAGUUUUUUGUUAAUUUAAUUUACAUUUUGUGUUCGCUUUAAGUUUUGUGCGACGCGCGCGCGUUUUUUCGUUUUUAAAAUUUCAAAGAGCAUCUAUAAACUAAAAAACAAACAAGAAUCUGUGAAAGAAAAAUGAUUCAAAAUUGCUUAUUAUUUUUUACUUCUGUAUAUUUUUUCCUGUUUUCUUCAAGUUAAAGCAAAGUAAAAUUUAAUUGUUAUUUUUAUAAUUAUAUACACAUACAUAUCUAUCCAAAAAAUAUAUAUAUGUAUAUCUUCCAUAAACGUUAUAUGCGAUAAUUUUGAACGCGUGGCGCGAUGUAAUUUUCAUCUAUGUUUUCUUUAUUUGUUUUUCCUACAAAAUCCAAUAACAACAAAUCUUGUAGCAUAAAAACCAAGUUUAAACUAAAAAAAAACAAAACACAAAAACUUGUUGAUAAAACAAAAGAUCAUAAAACAUAUUAAUAUAAAUAAAUUGCAACCCUAAUGUUAAGUUUAUAUUUAAAUACAAGUGGAAAUAAUAAUAAUAAAAAAAAAAAACAAACAAGAAAUGUAUAAUUUUUAAUUAAAAUUUAGUAA